AUGGCACUAAUGAGAAGAUGUGCUCCGCUUUUUGCUAGGUGUAUCAAAAUACCACCUAUGACUUUACAGAGUCAAAAAAUUCAUCGAUGGGUAGCUCCUACGCUUGUAGAAUUAAAGAGGAGAGAAAAAAAGUUAGGCGGAAAGAAAACAAAUCCCCGUAACACUUUUCUGGAAUGGAAUUUGGAGGCUGAACUUUAUGCUUUUGGAAAACGUUUGAAUGAAGAAUUCGACUCGGAUUUGUUACUACAAGCGUUUACUGACAGAACUUAUAUUAUAAAGGAAGAAAUGAAACAAAAAGAAAUGGGAGUAGAUAUUCCUAUGAAGGACAAUAUGGAGUUGAUUGCAGAAGGAGAAAAGUUCAUAAAUGAAUAUGUGCAGCUCUACCUAGAGACAGUUUUACCGAAAUUUCCAUUAGAGGGAGUGAAUGAAGUGAGAAAUUAUCUUACAAAUGAGGACAGACUGGCUAAAAUCUCCUUGAGUCUGGGAACUAAGGACAUCAUACUAGCUGCAGAAUAUCCAGUUGAUAAUUACAUUUUAGCAAAUACUUUUAAAGCCAUUGUAGCUGCUUUGUUAGAAUCAACAAGUGAAGAAAGAGCAGCACAUUUUGUUAGAGAUUUUGUUAUCACACAGUUACAAGGUAAAGAUGUGAAUGAGUAUUGGAACAUUGAAGACCCUUGGACUAUGCUUACUGGCUUCAUAGAAAAAGAUGGAAGUAAAGUAGAACCUCGACUAAUUGGAGAAGUUGGAAAAAAUACGUUACUUGCCUGUUACAGAAUUGGCCUUUAUGUGAACAAGAAAAUGAUAUCUGAAGGUUUCGGUGAAAAAAUUGAAAUAGCAAAAGAAAUGGCUGCUAGAGAAGCUCUUAAAAGAAUAUUUGGUACCGAAGAUCACAUGAAACCUAUUAAUUUUAAAAUUUCUGGUAUACCAAAGGGGUCUUCCCAAGAACGUUAUCAGAUUGCCAGUAAUUAACUAUACCUUUGUAGCGUAAAACAAAUAAAAAUUCAAUUAAGUAACAUUUA
Molecule: messenger RNA, 1019 nt
Organism: Bombyx mandarina (wild silkworm)
Lineage: Eukaryota; Metazoa; Arthropoda; Insecta; Lepidoptera; Bombycidae
Gene: mRpL44
Product: mitochondrial ribosomal protein L44
Biological process (GO): RNA processing
Molecular function (GO): double-stranded RNA binding; ribonuclease III activity
Source: RefSeq, a predicted model, not a curated record